Molecule: messenger RNA, 210 nt
Organism: Clunio marinus
Lineage: Eukaryota; Metazoa; Arthropoda; Insecta; Diptera; Chironomidae
Source: the annotation of a GenBank genome assembly
AUGGCAGCAAAAAUCCCUAAAGAUAUAAUACUUAGAAGUGGGAAAAGAAUUCAGGCGAUAAACAUAAGACUUUCAAAUAUUAAUAAGACAACAUUACAAUUCGAGAGAAAUCUUUCUGUUUCCGAGUUUGCACAGCUUUCGGAAGCCUCAAAUAAUUUUACGACAAGAGCCUUGACAUGCGACAAACAGCCUAUGUUGGCCUUGUCUUGA